This is a messenger RNA of Carassius carassius (crucian carp), 2620 nucleotides long. RefSeq lists its product as uncharacterized. The record is from RefSeq and is a predicted model, not a curated record. NCBI's taxonomy places the organism in Eukaryota, Metazoa, Chordata, Actinopteri, Cypriniformes, Cyprinidae. Bases 74 to 2602 code for a protein of 842 amino acids. The transcript has 8 exons.
ACACUCUCAUUUUGUCAAGUGUUAAAACAUUCAGAGUUUCUGUCAUGUUUGAAUCUGAUUUUGUCUGUAUGGGAUGAAAUUAAACACUUUCCACCUCCGCCGUGUCAAAAACAAGAUGGAUCAAAACAUUGCUGAUAUUCUGAACAAUGCAUUCAAAGAAACCGAGACAAACUUUGAGCAUCUAAACUUUGAUGAUGACACAGCAACCGCACACAGCAUUACUGUACUUCAAAAUAAGCCAGACAUGGAGGAGGACUCUGAUUCUGACUUAGAUUUAGAGUGGACAAAUAGGGAAGAGGAAACUAAGCACUGUUUUGAGAACAAUAGGGACUUCUCUUUAGAUGAACAAAGCUCGAAGGCAGGAUCUACGCUUUGUGGUUCACGGGAUGACAACGAUGCAGUUGAAAAUAAGACACAAACCCAAAACCAGCAAUUAAGCUUGCAUGAAGAAGACUGCAGAGAGACUGAAUUUGAGAUACAUGAAGAUAUCCAUCAAAUGAGCAAGGAACAAUCUGAAGAUGUCAAUGUGCUGGAAAUGGUUCUCCCAAAGGGAACUCAAUUUGGUCUGGAUACAAUGAGCACAUGGACUCAGGAGGAGACCACAUCUCAUCUCCUGGCCUCCCAGAUGGUGGAUAAAACUGAAAAUGAGUGCUCAACAUUAAAAGAGGAAAGAAUGGAGCCUGACAGCACUGAGGGAUAUGUCCUUCAGCAUGCACCAGAUGAUAAGCAGCUCAAUCAUUUAAGUGCCUUACAGUCAACAUUGCAAGACAACAUUGCAUCAGUGGAGGUUGAGUCUAUGGAUGAGAUAAAAGAGUUUACAGAAGAAGAUCAUGAGGACCAUGAGAGACACGAGGAAGGUUUAGCAGAGUAUCCCUCUGAUCUGUCUCAAACUGACAGUGGGGACAGCAGUGAAGGACAACCCGAUCAAAUGGACACCAAGCAAGCUGAGGUGCAGGCUGUAGGCCCAGAAGAACAUCUCCAGCCUUACAGUGUUGUAACUUCAAGGAAAGAUGAUGAUGUCCAAAAGAAAGCUGAAUGUAUGGAUCUUGCAGACAUGCCUACUCAUGUCAAGAAUGAGGAUCUGUAUGUGGAGACAACAACUGGGAAAUCCGAUGAUGACAUCUUGUUCCAAUCAGAUGUUGAAUAUCAUCGUGAGAUUUCAAACACUGGGGAAAGUUCUGAUUAUGGAAUCUCUGAGAAUUUCAAAUUCAAUUCCAAUGAAUCCUACAUGAAUGAGCAGCCGGACUAUGACAGUGAUUUCAGCAGUGAUGGGGACGACUACUGCAAAAACCAAGAAGAUACACCUGAUUUCAUUUCACAUACUGACACAGAGGACAAAAACACACACAACUUUACAAAGGACUUUGCUACAGACUGGCACAGUAUCGAGCACGAAGUUGUGGAUGGGGUGGGCAAAGAUAGCUUGAAACCAGAGAUGUGUGAUGUAGAAGGUUUAUCAAGCAUUCCAGCAUCUCGUGGAACUGUAGUGGAAGAUUCUUCUGAGACUGAUUCAUCUGAAAACAUAAGUGUUGGUGAGUCACAUCCAUCAGUGGAAACAGACCAGAACAACAAAGAACAUAACAGUGAACAUUCAGAACUUUCAGAAACUGGAGAUAUAAAUAUCAACACUUUGUUACCUGGGAUGUUUUGGUCCCAGGACAUUCUGAAGCUCGAUGAAUAUGACUGGGACAUCAAUGGAGGAGAGGUGAUCUGUGAUGAAGAGGACAAUUACCUGGAAGAGCUGGAGAAUGAUGAGGAAGACACCGAGAGGGACUGGGAGAAAGAAAAGGCAAGAAUUGAAGCAUUUAACAGAUACUACGAGUCUGUCGAAGAUGAGGAAACCAAGGCGAGGAGCCACAAAGUGACAUUUUGUUUGGAGACAGAAUCCUCUCAGUAUGAAGAGGAUAGUUACAGCAGUGAAGAGGAACCGAGCACAGUAAGUUGCAUCAGUGAGUUGCAUCCUCCAGAGUCCAGUUCAAUCAAACGAGACCAAAGCAACAAGGAAGACAGCCGUGAACCCUCACACAUCAUAGAAAAUAUCAGCGCCCUUCUGAUGGAUGAGGACAACAUGAAACUUGAGGAUUAUGACUGUGAUAUUAAUGAAGAAGUUCAAAUGAACUCAGGUACAAUGAUCAGUGAUGAUGAUCACGAUUUCCUGGAGAAGCUGAAAAGUGAAAUAGAGAGGGAAAUGAAGCAGGAACAAGCAAGAACUGAUGCAUCUAACAGAUAUUAUGAAGAGGAACAAAAUGAGGUCACAGACAGGACCCACAAAGUUAUGUUAAGAUUUCGCCAACAAUCUUCUCAAAAUGAGGACGAUAAUGAUAGCAGUGACCAGGAAUCAAACACUGAAGAUGACACUGUCAGCAUCUUGAGGACUGAGGACCACAGUGAUUCUGAUGAACCAACUGAGAGACGCUUGUACACAGGAAGGUACAAAGUCUUAUCAAAGGGGUUACAAAAGGCAGACAAGCAGCUGAAGGAACAACCCAAGAGAAAUAAGUGUCUUGUCCUGCUGCGUUCAGUGUUAGCAGUGAGUCUAGUGACGGCGGUGGGUGUGCUGUCUUACUGGUGGGCCUCAGAAAACCUGGACUGGAUCUACUGAAUUCAAAACACACACACA